ACAAUAAUCGGCAGAUGUCAGCAUUGAUGUUGUUCCUGUCCCCGUGCACCUGUCAGAGCGCCGCCCCUGACGCACGGACACAUUCACGAGCUCGUAAGUUUGAAGCAAAGCCUCUCUCCGCUCAACUCCAGCAGCCCGUUACUGAGCCGCUUUCUGUCGGGAAUCUAUAACACAGCUCUUGCAGACGGCCGUCUUGCUAUGAGGACUUGAGGGAGGCGAUAAGCGUGCCGUCCUGUCCUGAUUAUUUCGGAGUAAUCGACUGAGCGCAGAGUUUUUGGCGAGUGCGCGCGCUCGUCGUGAGAGGGGCAGAAGAAUGUCGCGCGACCCGGAGGAGGUCAGUAAGCUGACCGAGAGCACUUACAAGAAUGUUAUGGAACAAUUCAACCCGGGGUUGCGUAACCUCAUAAACCUGGGAAAGAGCUACGAGAAAGCAGUUUCAGCCAUGGUUCUGGCUGGGAAGCAGUACUUUGAUGCUGUAUCUAAGAUCGGGGAGAACGUAGCCGUUUCUCCAGUGUCCAGGGAACUGGGGGUCGUCUUGAUGGAGAUCUCAGACGUCCAUCGGAAAGUCAAUGUAGAACUGGAGGAGAAUUUCAGACGGUUUCAUCGGGAGGUUAUUGCAGAGUUGGAGAGGAAGACAGAGAUGGAUGUGAAAUACAUGACAGCCACGUUUAAGAGAUAUCAGACCGAACACAAGAUGAAGCAGGACUCGCUGGAGAGAUCACAGUCAGACCUGAAGAAAUUUAGAAGGAAAAGUCAAGGAAAGAACGCUUCGAAGUAUGAGAGUAAAGAGAACGAGUGUCUUGAGACUCUCACCCACCGUCAGAUGGACAUGCAGAAGUUCAUCGCUGACGGCUGCCGGGAGGCUCUGCUGGAGGAGAAGAGGCGCUUCUGCUUCCUGGUGGACAAGCACUGCAUCUUCUCCUUCCAGAUCGCUGCUUUCCAUGACAAGGCUCGAGAACUUCUGACGGAGAACCUGACCAGCUGGCAGGACAAAUGUAGUGACGCUACCGAUGUCCCUGAGAGUGUGAUGUCCAUGAUUGAAGGUCUACGCACUCCAGUGUCCAACACUCCACAGGCGUCGCCAUCCCUCCAGCGCUACAACAGGGCCAACUCCGAUGCAAUGAUUUCUGCACCACCAGCACCACCUCAGACGAGUCCCCUGGCCAACAUGUUCAAUCAGGAGUCCUCCAGGAGAGAGGAGAAAGAGUCAGUCAGCAACAACGAGGAUAACGGAUUGUCUAGGUCUGUGUCGAUGGCCACUGGCCUCAAUCACAUAGACAAAAGACCCAAAGUGCGCACCAUUUUCCCACACAAGUCUGGAAACAACAGCACGCUGCUGAGCUUUGAAGAAGGAGACAUUAUCACUCUGCUGAUUCCUGACGAAAGGGACGGCUGGCUGUACGGAGAGCUGCAGAAAAACAGACAGCGGGGCUGGUUUCCAUCAUCUUACUGUCGCGCAUACACAGAGCCAGCGGUAAAUAACAGUAUUGCUGGAAAUCCUCCGAUGCGCAGUAAGAGCGUGGCAAACCUCAUGCAGAACGACCCAGAGGAUGACAUGAUGGUUUUACCUCCAGCGGACUACAACGAUUUGCCCGUCAGGAGAAACUCCACCAAGAGUCUGAUGCAGACAUACACCCCCACAUACGAAACCCAGGUGCCUCAGUCAAACGGACUCCCAAAGCAUCCUAUCUUUGGGGAAGGGAAUCCAUUCGCUACAGUCAAACUUCGGCCCACAGUCACCAAUGACAGAUCAGCGCCCAAAAUCUGAUCAACACCACAGAGACCCGCCGCCGAGGAUGCUGGGAUUACUCACAGGACUUAUGCACACAGACACUACAUACUGUUCAAGCACUAUUGAUGUCAGUCCCCUUUAAACCUCCAUCUCACUAUGUAUAUAUACACACAUAUAUAAAGUGUGUAUGUAGACAGGGAAUUAUUAUAUAUAUAUGCAUUUAGUUGUAAGAAUCAGAAGUCAGAUGUUUAACUUUCAAAGUAUCAUUCUGUAAAUACAGUACAUGAGAGAAGAUGGGUGCGAUUAAGAUUGAUUUUUAAAAAUCAUUGUAAAGAUGUUUUGUAACAUGUACACUAGAUGGGAACCUGCGUUAGGAGAGAAGUCCCGAUGAUAGUGACGUGAACCGAAACGCCGAUGAAAAUUAUACUUACUGUAGAUGCUGUCUGAACUGGUCACUAGUCCUUGACACACUCGACCUGGUAACUAGUGGAACGAGCUGAGUGUGACGUUCAAAGAUUGGAAAGCAGAGCCAUGUUUUCCGGAGUUAGCAGGCUAACUCACUCAGCUGGCCUUUUCAAUGAACCCAGUCGAGCUCCAGUUUGACCCCGGAGGCGUCCAGUGUGCAGGCAACACGUCAUCUACAGAAGAGCUUUUAGCUAAUUGUGUCUUUAAGAUCAUCAGUGCUUUUAGAACAAGGGAGCUUUGCUUUUAUCAGCUUAGUUUUAACACUGAAUAACGAUCCAUUGUCGGUCAGUGGAUAGUGAUUUAUUUAUCUUCUGCUUGGGGGGAAACUAUUCAUUUGGCUUUGAUUGUAUCAAUGCACUUUUCUGUUGAUGUUGGCCUGAGAUCUUGUAGAUCACUGCUGUAUGACAAUAAAAUAUUUUGUUUCUAAA
Molecule: messenger RNA, 2625 nt
Organism: Cyprinus carpio (common carp)
Lineage: Eukaryota; Metazoa; Chordata; Actinopteri; Cypriniformes; Cyprinidae
Product: brain-specific angiogenesis inhibitor 1-associated protein 2-like protein 1
Exons: 14
Coding region: 314-1768 (484 amino acids)
Biological process (GO): positive regulation of actin filament polymerization; actin filament bundle assembly; plasma membrane organization
Cellular component (GO): nucleoplasm; cytosol
Molecular function (GO): protein binding
Source: RefSeq, a predicted model, not a curated record